GUAAAUAACCGCCUUUCCUUCUUCAUUUCGUGUCUAUCUACAUCAAUUUCGAAUGGGUCAUGCUUUGAUUUCUCAUUCUAGCUAAAAUUUCCGGCAAGCUUAUUAAUGCUCACCGUUCGGCUGAAUCUUUAGUCCCCACAAUUCAUUGAAUUUGUAGAGCCACUUCAAAAUUUAAAAGCCCAACUGGGUUUCCUGACUUUGCUACAUAGAGAGCUCCGCCUUAUUCUUUUUCCUUUCUGAAGCUUUUGGAUUUUGUGAAACGAUAACAUACCAUGUGUAUUGUUUUGUUUGUUUGGCAAUCUCAUCCACACUAUGAAUUCCUUCUCUUGCUCAAUAGAGAUGAGUAUCACAACAGGCCUACAAAGCCGGUGUCAUGGUGGGAAGAUACUGAAAUAUUAGGUGGAAGGGAUGAGAUUGCAGGGGGUACAUGGUUGGCUUGUACAAGAGAAGGAAGGUUGGCCUUCCUGACUAAUGUUUUGGAACUUCACCCCCACCCGGAGGCUAAGAGCCGAGGGGACCUAACUGUGCGUUUCUUGCAGAGCAGGAAAAGUCCAAUGGAGUUUGCAAAAGAAGUGGUAAAGGAAGCAGAUCAGUAUAAUGGAUUCAACCUGGUUUUAGCAGAUCUUUCUUCCAAAACCAUGGUUUGUGUUUCUAACAGACCAAAAGGGCAGCCUGCUUCCAUUGAAGUGGUUUCUCCAGGUAUUCAUGUGCUUUCAAAUGCAAGGCUAGACUCCCCCUGGCACAAGGCUGAGCGUUUGAGUGAGAAUUUCAAGCAACUAAUUGGAAAAAAUGGCAAAGGAGAAGUUCCUGUAAAACAGAUGGUUGAAGAAUUGAUGACAGAUACAGUUAAAGCAGAUGAAAGCAGGUUACCUCACAUUUGUUCUACCGAAUGGGAAUUAAAGUUGAGUUCUGUAUUUGUGAAAGUAGACACUCCACUGGGGUGUUAUGGCACUAGAAGCACUGCUGCAUUGUCUCUGACAGCAAAUGGAGAAGUAAGCUUUUACGAAAAGUAUCUUGAGAAUGAAGCCUGGAAGGAGCACACCAUCAAUUUUCAAAUAAAGAACCCAGAGAACUAGAUAGAGAGGUGGUGCUGCCCCAGUCUCAAUCCAGAUUACAACGCGCCUGAGAAGUUGUAAACAGUACAUUCUCUUUGAAUAAUGAAAUAAAGAUGUCAACCACGCUGACAGUCAUCGUUGUCAGCCUUCCUGUAU
Messenger RNA from Telopea speciosissima, 1211 nucleotides. Its product is annotated as transport and Golgi organization 2 homolog. The record is from RefSeq and is a predicted model, not a curated record. NCBI's taxonomy places the organism in Eukaryota, Viridiplantae, Streptophyta, Magnoliopsida, Proteales, Proteaceae. The transcript is spliced from 5 exons. The coding region runs from base 273 to 1076 and encodes 267 amino acids.